Messenger RNA from Sorghum bicolor (sorghum), 1076 nucleotides. RefSeq lists its product as uncharacterized. The transcript is spliced from 3 exons. Lineage: Eukaryota; Viridiplantae; Streptophyta; Magnoliopsida; Poales; Poaceae. The record is from RefSeq and is a predicted model, not a curated record. Bases 250 to 534 code for a protein of 94 amino acids.
GUUCCCCGUCGCCUCAGCCGCCCGUGGCCGUCAGACGCCAAGCCAAGCAAUCGCACCGGAGGGAGGAGCUCUCGCCGUCGGCCGUCGGCAGUCACAAGGCGACUCCGGACGCACCGCUUGCCGUGCGAUCAGCCCAUCCGCCCGCCGUGCGGACUCGCGAGUUGCGACCCUAAUAGCUGACUGGUUCUAGGCGUCAUUUCAGGCCCACCAACGCCGCCGCCGCCAUCAUCCAGUUCAUCCAGCUUCCAAAUGGCUAGUGAGGACUCGAAAGAUAUGCUGAAGAAUGUGGACUGGAAGACUGUGGGCGGUGCAGUGACUACUGAAUCUAGCCAACCAGUUGUCAAGAAGCGCCUUCCAAAGAAGAUCAGACAAGUCCCUGAGUGUUAUUUUCUGCCUCGGCGAUCUUUGCCUUCUGCACUGGCAAUCUAUGGUGCCGUGUGUGCUGCUGGAGUUGGUGCAGGAAUGCUUAUUGAGGUGUGGAUAAACAAAAAGAUCAAAGAGGAUAGUGCUAUUAUCUGGGAGAUGGAUAAAUGAUGUGCAGUCGUGCACCACACUAUGAUAUGGUGGAACCAUUUUCGACACUAUGAUAUUUGCUAGCUCUGAAGCUAAGAAUUUCAUUUAUAGGAUUCCUUCGUCCAUUUGUUUUAUUUUGAGUGAGGUAUUGCAAGGAUGGAUUUGAGAAUGGUGUUCAGAACGACGCUUGUCUGCCUGCUUGUGAGUCGGUUCUGCCACACUUUGAUGGUGAAGCAAAAAAAUCUGAGCCCCGACUAAUGAUGUCAUGUAGCAGUUCCUGCUUAAACUAUAGAAAUAAUUCACUUUUCCAAUGCAAACUGGUACAUCCUUGUCUGUGUAUCGCUGGUUUCGUUGUGCACACAUACUCCAAGUAUGAAAUAUAUGAUGUCUGUGCGCUCUACUUGAAGUAUGAAAUAUAUGAUGCUUCAAGUAGAGCGUCGUUAGGCACAUCAAAUUUCAUUUAUCAGAAUGACAGUGCAGUCUGAUUCUAGAAUCUAGAGUGACCAUUUUGUAGGAAUAGUCACAACAGCACUUGUAAGAAUCAAUUCAGAGUGUUUGCUUGA